Haliotis rubra (blacklip abalone) is the source of this 3479-nucleotide messenger RNA. RefSeq names its product cell division cycle protein 27 homolog. The record is from RefSeq and is a predicted model, not a curated record. The transcript has 19 exons. Gene Ontology annotation, molecular function: protein binding. Gene Ontology annotation, biological process: cell division. Bases 79 to 2463 code for a protein of 794 amino acids. Lineage: Eukaryota; Metazoa; Mollusca; Gastropoda; Lepetellida; Haliotidae.
AGACAAACCAAAACGAGGUUAACUGUCAUGGCGGUCUACAUUGGGAUAUGAGCUGCCAGUGACACACAGACAACCAAAAUGCUCUUACAAGAGCCAGUACAGGCUGCCAUCUUAGAUGCCUUGAAUCACUAUGCCUACAGCGAUGCCACAUUCCUUGCUGAGAGGCUGUAUGCCGAAGUGUCGUCAGAUGAGGCGCUUCACCUGUUGGCAACAUGCUAUUACCGGUCAGGCAGACCCAUCCAGACAUACAUGCUGCUCCAGAAGCGGGGUUGCCCCACCCCUCAGUGCAAGUACCUGAUGGCCAAGUGCUGCAUGGACAUCCAGAAGUAUGCGGAGGCUGAGGAUACACUGGCGGGCAACAUUCUCAGUCGGUGCAAGUCUCUAGACGAAAUCGAGAAUGAGUUCGGCAACAUGGCUUGCCAUGUCUUUUCUCUCCUGGGCAACAUGUACAGUAAAACAGAGCGUGUGAAGAAGGCUGCGGAAUGUUACAGGAAAAGUCUUCGAAUCAAUCCCCUUUUGUGGAAGUCAUAUGAAAGGUUGUGCCAACUUGGUGAGAAGGUUGACCCUGGCCAGGUCUUCCAGGUGCCCCAGCACACAGCCCCGCCCACCAACACCCACAACAUGUCACAGAACAUCACCGAUGUCCUCACCCCCAUCUCAUAUGCAGAUAUGGGUAAUGUGAUCUUGACCACCCCUCAGAUCUGUGUGACCCAGUCCAUGACCCCCGAGAAUCAAGAGCCCCCUAUGGUGGACAUUCCCUCUGCCCCCACAACAGCGCGUCACCCCCGGACACAGUCUGUCAUCUCCAGGGGCCUCUACAGUAAACCUCUGUUCCACAGCCCACUCACUCCCCGUUUUGGUAUUCUGCCCCUGGAGACGCCUAGCCCCAUGGAUCACAGCACCAUGCCCUUCAUCACACCAAGCCCUGUGUCCUACAGUGAACAACAGACACUUGAUCCCAAGGCACCCAGCAAGAAGCCGGUCACACGGAGAAGUCACAAUCAAAACCAGAUGCCAAAGCCUCCAGUAUUCAGUAUGUCUGGGAACACUGCCAAUACAAGAGACAUUUCUAACCAGACAGGGAAUAUUCCAAAUGUUAGAAGAAGUUCACGGUUGUUUGGAAAUUCAAGCUCUGUGAAGGAAAACAACAAAAGUCAAGGAAAAUCCCGAUUUGCCAGUCCGAAGGCAGUAGGUCGGAAGUCCAAGACGAGACUGAGCAAGUCACAACAAGAACUGAAUGAAAUCAACAAGAGUGACUUGUCUGUUGACAGCAAGCCAUCCUUGACUUCUGACACACCCACACAAACCCAAAUUAUACAGAUGCAGCAUCAGUCAUUAGCGGGUAUCUUGAAUCUCCUGCAGGCCCUGGGCAAGGCGUAUCUGUCACUAUCUCAGUAUGACUGUCGCAAGGCUGUAGAACAGUUCUCCGAUCUGCCUGAGCACCAGUACAACACAGGCUGGGUGCUGUCUCAACUGGGCCGAGCUUUCUUUGAAGGGGCAAUUUACCAAAAGGCAGAGAAGAUCUUCCAGGAACUCCGUCGGCUGGAGCCGUAUCACAUGGAGGGGCUGGAGUACUACAGUACGACACUGUGGCACCUGCAGCGAGAGGUGGAGCUCUCCACACUGGCCCAGGAACUCACAGAGCUUGACAAGAACUCGCCAGAGGCAUGGUGUGCAACAGGAAACUGCUUCAGUUUGCAAAAGGAGCAUGAUGUAGCUAUCAAGUUCUUUCAGCGAGCGACGCAGGUGGACCCAACAUUUGCCUAUGCGUACACCCUACUAGGCCAUGAGUACGUCUUCACAGAGGAGCUGGACAAAGCAUUGACCUACUUCAGGAACGCCAUCAGGGCAGAUCCCAGACACUAUAAUGCUUGGUAUGGUGUUGGUAUGAUUUUUUACAAACAAGAAAAAUUCAGCUUAGCCGAAGUCCAUUUCAGUAAAGCCUUAAAGAUCAACCCACAGAGUUCUGCGCUCCUGUGUCAUGUUGGUGUGGUGCAACAUGCCCAGCAGAAGUCGGAGUCAGCCCUGCAGACUCUGAACAUAGCCAUCAGUGCAGAUCCCAAAAAUCCUCUAUGCAAGUUCCACCGGGCUUCCAUAAUGUUUGCUAAUGACAAGCACAUGGAAGCUUUAGAAGAGUUAGAAGAGCUGAAAAUGAUCAUUCCUAAGGAAUCUCUUGUUUAUUUCCUUAUUGGAAAGGUCCAUAAAAAGUUGGGUAACACCCACCUGGCAUUGAUGAACUUCUCCUGGGCAAUGGACCUGGAUCCUAAAGGUAUCAACAACCAGAUCAAAGAGGCCAUUGAUAAGCUGUAUGUCCCAGAGGAGGAUGACCCACUCUCUCGCCUCAAUGAAACAGGUAUGGAAGAAGGAGCAGGGCUGGAAGAUGGCCAGGAGGGUGCCUCGCAGAGCACAUCGUCCAACAUGGACCCUGAUCUGCAGGCCAUUGAGAGUGACGAAAGCUUAUGACAGAUGGAUAUAGAAAAUUAGACACAAUAGCUACUAGACACGACCACCAUAACUGGGUGGGAAAACUGUCUACUAGACACCACUACAUGGGCUGGUCAAAAAGGCUGUCUGGUCAAUAGUUAUUGGGCUUUCCUCUCUCUCUCUACCUCUGCUAGGACUUCAGAUGCCAGGUUAUGAGAGGAUCUUACAACACAAGGACAAGUGCAGGAUUUGUCUACCUCUGAUGCUGCAGUUAAUGGCAAAUUGUACAACUAUAUUUGUUAAACUGGAGGUGUAUUUUUCAGACUGAUACUGUAUUCUUGUAAUUUCAUAAGAUCUUAUUAGAAUAAGAUGUGAUGCUUGUUAAGUUUUAAAUGGUCAAGGAAUUUGAUGUUGAUUUGUCUCAAGCACCUGUUGGAGAAAGUUGACAACAGUGAAUUGGGCAGAUAUAUUCAGACAAAACAAUGGCCACUGUCAGUUUUGUAAACUCAACUGCUUUUGUUUGCUUUCUUCCUUAUAUGUUAACCUGUCAAUUCUUUACUUCAAUAAUUAUUGUAAAACAAAUUAUUUUCUGAGGGGCGGAUGAGAAGAAUAUGCAAUGACAUGGUAUUCCUUUAAACCAUGGACUCAACAAUUAAGUCAUUUACAUGUUUAAUGUGUUGGCUUACAGGGGUCCCAGUCUGAGACAGUGCAAAUCACUGCAGAGUUGCAUCCCUUGGGUUAUGCCAGGAACCUAUGACUGAGGGUUCUAAUCCUGGUUUACCCUGGUUAUGUUUCCAGGUUUGUCAGGACCAUACAUCUGCUUGUGGGUUUCACCAAAGUGAUAAAUGCUGAGACCUGCAUCACUUUUGUACUCUCCUCCCAAGCUGAGUUGUCAUGAUAUAACUGGUAUACUGUUGCAGUAUAAUUACACACAAUGACUCGCUCACUGUUAUCCUACACUUAUUCAGUGGGUUCCGACUAAGGGAUAGUAAUGUGUGGAUAUUUGGAAACUCUGCAACUAGUCAUGCUGACAAAAAUAUAGCGAUAGUUCAAAA